Messenger RNA from Amborella trichopoda, 962 nucleotides. Its product is annotated as ATPase, F1 complex, delta/epsilon subunit. Gene Ontology annotation, molecular function: proton-transporting ATP synthase activity, rotational mechanism. The record is from RefSeq and is a predicted model, not a curated record. Gene Ontology annotation, biological process: proton motive force-driven ATP synthesis. Lineage: Eukaryota; Viridiplantae; Streptophyta; Magnoliopsida; Amborellales; Amborellaceae.
AGAGAGAAAGAGAGAGUGGCGCUUACAGAAGCUAUUCUAGAGAGAGAGCAAAAUCUACGGAGAGAGAGAGAGCACCAUGUUGAGGUUAGCUCCCCGUCUCUUGAGGAGGUCCCUUGCACGCACCUUCGCUGAUGUUCCUGCAACUCCCACCCAGGACUCGAGCUUCGUGCAGGCAUGGCAGAAGAUCAACCCGAACCUCGACCCACCAAAGACGCCUCUAGCUUUCAUGACCCCUCGCCCUCCCACCCCUUCCUCCAUUCCAUCCAAGCUCACUGUCAACUUCGUCCUGCCUUACCAGUCCGAGCUCGCCUCCAAAGAGGUAGAUAUGGUCAUCAUCCCCGCAACAACUGGCCAUAUGGGUGUCCUUCCCGGACAUGUUGCAACCAUUGCUGAGCUAAGGCCCGGUAUUCUCUCAGUUCAUGAGGGUAGCUCAGUGACCAAGUACUUUGUGAGCAGUGGGUUUGCAUUCAUUCAUGCAAACUCCUUUGCCGAUAUAGUAGCCGUAGAGGCAGUUCCAGUGGAUCGAUUUGACCCAACCCUGGUUCAGAAGGGGCUCGCUGAGUUUCAACAGAAGCUGGCCAUUGCAUCAACUGACUUGGAGAAGGCGGAAGCUCAAAUCGGAGUUGAUGUGCACAGUGCUCUCAAUUCUGCACUUGCAGGCUAGUAACCAUAAAACCAGUAAUGAAUCUUUUGAAAAAAUGAGGUAAACAAGAAAACCAUAAAAACCCAAGAUUCUCAUUCCCUUUUGCAAGAUUCUUUUUUCCGCCUUUUUUUCUGGGUGAGACUUGGAAACUGUUCUAUGACAUGUUGAUGUUAUUUUCCAUUUUGAAUUGGGUAGUUUCUACCCCUCUUUUGCUUUGAAGUUGGCUGUGCAUGGUUCUGUUUCCUGUUUGUCUCAGGGGAAUAAAAUAAUUGGAUAAAGGAAUAAGUCAUGUGCACAUGUUCUGUGCUGUUGUCAUUUC